Messenger RNA from Pistacia vera, 1450 nucleotides. RefSeq lists its product as uncharacterized. The record is from RefSeq and is a predicted model, not a curated record. The coding region runs from base 177 to 1145 and encodes 322 amino acids. Gene Ontology annotation, biological process: mitochondrial electron transport, succinate to ubiquinone; tricarboxylic acid cycle. Gene Ontology annotation, cellular component: membrane. NCBI's taxonomy places the organism in Eukaryota, Viridiplantae, Streptophyta, Magnoliopsida, Sapindales, Anacardiaceae. The transcript is spliced from 3 exons. Gene Ontology annotation, molecular function: succinate dehydrogenase activity; electron transfer activity.
CUGUUCUCUGGGCUCCACUUCGUAGUUCGUACACUCCGAUAUAAAAACCAUUCAGGAUAUCUGUUCUAUUUUUAGUUCGAGUAAUCAUCGUUCGCAACUGCUUUUAAGGUUUAAUAGGUGAUAGCUUCUAAAUUGUACUAAAAUCUUAAAGCUAUUGAGACUUUCACACUCACAACAUGGCAUUGGCCAGAAUUGCUAGGAGUGGAUUCAGAAGGUCAGGAGGUGCCUUAGGCGGUUACUCACUUCAGAAUAAUACAUUAUGUGAGGGAGUACCCGCAUUCAAAUAUUCCUUACCUUCCCUUGAAAAUGUCUCACCACAUAGCAACCUAUCAUACUUAUUUAACAUUAGGAAGGCAAGUUCUUUGGGUAAUUGGAGCAGGGGAAUCAGGACAACCCCACAUUUUCAAUCUCAAAAUGCAGAGAGAAUUGUGGAGGAGUCUGAAUCAGAAUAUGAGGAAACAAGGUAUGCAGGGCUAGAAGCGACGAAGCCAGGUGAAAAGCCAAGGGUGGUUUUCAUUGGUACAGGAUGGGGUGCAUGCCAGUUCCUUAAAGGACUGUAUACCAAAAUUUAUGAUGUUGUUUGCAUAUCUCCAAGGGAUCACAUGGUCAUCACACCUUUACUUGCUUCAACUUGUGUUGGAACCCUGGAAUUUCGCUCUGUAGCUGAGAAUGUUAGUCAGUCUUCCUGCACUGGCAUUGUCCCUGACAAACAUGAAGUUGCUGAAAGGCAAGGGGGUUUGUUUGACAAAAAGAUUGGGAGGCAAUAUGGGAGCAAGGCAUUUAGUGAUCCAAUUCAGCAAAGGAUUGUUGAUGGAACUAAUAACGAGAUUGUUCGACCCUUAUCUCCUCAUCUUCCUAUUUAUAAGCCACAGCUUAAUUCGACGUCAUCAAUUUUCAAUAGAAUCUCUGGGGCUUACCUAGCCGGUAUAAUUUUGUUUUAUUAUCUUCUUUAUUUGAAAAUGGGUUCGAUUUGCUUCACCUAUUAUGGUUUCUACCAAUUCCUCUUUUAUUCAUCGAAGCUCGACCUAAUCUUCCUUGAGCUUAGUGCCUUAGCCCUGUCCUAUCAUCUGUUUAAAGGAGUUGGUCAUUUAUGGACGGAUUUUUCCGCAUUUACCAAGAAUAAAAGGGGAAGAAAGCAUUUCUAGCAUGGCAUCAGUUGGCCGCUACAAGGCUUUGCUGGAUCUAGGCCAAUAAAAGGUAAGGGUUUUAAGUUUUAGAUAUUGAAUACUUAAUGGUUGUAGGUGACGAAAAUUUGGGUGAUUUUGCAGGAUGCAAAAGGCAUAUGACUUUAAAAAAAGGAAUAAUAAUGUUGUUUUGUCUGUACCUUUUAUGUUUUCUUGUAAUUAGCUGGAACCAAUUUGCUAUAAACAAUGUUAGUUCCAAAUGUCACCUCGUGGUGCCCUUUUAGAACCAUUCUUUAAUUUUUACUGUCCCAGUGGAUGAUUCUUUA